GCUGACAUUGUAGUGCAGGAGCCCUCAGAGCGGGUCAGGCAUGGAGAGAGCCAGCAGCGAUGCGUGUGUCUGAUGUUUUCAUUCCGUUCUGACAGUCGGGAAAGCCAGUCUCACCAAAACCCGGAGCUGAAGUGAGAAUUGGCAACGUAACGGACAAACAAAACAUGGUUUUAUUAACGCCAGUGCUGUUGCUCUCCUGGGUGUCACUGCACAACGCCGCGCAAGCUGUAGCCGAGAUAUGCUGGGGGGCGCACUGCUAUGGCGGGGACACCGGCGAUCCAAGACCGUGCACCGGAGCGCACUGUCCGGGGAGCAAAUCCUCCAGAAGUCCGCGGCAGUUCAACCCGACAACGCACGGUCGGGCGGCGCAGAUAGUUGCCAGCCAACAUCACGCAUACCCGGGCUCUCCAAAGGCGGCAUCGGGACCCUACCCGCCCGUCCGCGGGCGGCAAGGGGACGGCGGCGCACGGACGCGAGCGCCCGAAGUUUUACCUGCAGGGUGCACGGACGCGGACUGCGCCCCUGUUGUGAAGCAAUUUCAGCCCGUCAAUGAGACCUGGGACUGUAGAGGGAUCGAGUGCAGGCUGCCGCUGAGGAUACGGCCAAGAGCCCGGGCAAAGCUGUGCGUGGGAGAGGGAUGUCUCUCCGGCUCAGAGGAGAGCGUCUCCUCCGCCGGCAGCCAGAUGACUCCUCCUGUCCAUCUGUCCGACAGAGCCGCGCAGUUUCUGGGAGAUUUUCCGGAGUUUGGAUAUCCGUCGUCGGAUCAUGGCGGGGCGCCUUUGGGUGUCCAACUCACAUGUGACAUCAAGCCAGGAGAGAAUGAAGUGCCUUCAGAGGACGCCCUCAUCUUGCACCUCCAGCUGGCCAAAGGGCAGGAGAAACUUGUGGAGGCCCUGAGAGGUCAGCAGAUCAUCAUCCGCGAGUUGCAGCAGAAGCUUGCCGACCAACAGGAGGCACUGCUGUCCCAGCAGCGCGAGAUCCUGAAUCAGCAGCGGCGAAUGUACGAGCAGAUGGACGUGGUGAAGACCCAGUACGGCCUCCUCUCAGACACCGUCAAACAGGUUUCCUUCCAGGGCCUGCAGGGUGAGCUGCAGAGCUACUUUGAGAGCCACCUGGCGGGACUGCAGAGCCAGGCCCGCAGCCACCUGCAGAAAUCCUACGCUGUCCACAAAAUGGACAUCGACUCGAAGGUGAUGGAUGUAGUUGGGGAGGCUCAUUUUCCUCAACCUCUGCUGGGAUGCCCUUCACCGUGUGGAUCAGAGGAGUACUGUGACUUUCAGAGGGACUCGCCCCAGUGUGAGAAGUGCACCAUGUGUCCACCAGGCUUUUUCCUGAUCUCACAGUGCUCCCCGACUGCGGACAGGAUGUGUCAGGACAGAGAUGAAUGUCUUGAGCUACCAAACAUUUGUGGAGAGAAAGUGAAGUGCGUUAAUACUCCAGGUGGAUUCAGGUGUCUGGGAAUUUCGGAGAGAGAAGCCGUGAUGGGACUGUGUGGUCACGACUACUUCUACAACCAGGAACUGCAGGAGUGCCAGGCCUGUUCGGACUGCGAUGGAGAGCCUGUAACUGUUCCCUGCACAGCGAUCACUGACGCCGUCUGCGGGCACCUUUCAGACAGCCGGCUCUCCCAGUCGUGGGCGGCUAACGUGGGAGUUCCUCCUGCCAGGAGCCCAGGUGCCCACAUCUUCCCUGGACUUCAGCUAAACAUACGAGGCAAAGAGAGCAGUGAUCUGCUGUCCAACGAGGCGGGGCGGGUGACCUUCCUGCAGCAUGGCCUGGUGUGGUUGGAUCACAACUUUGCGAUAAAGCACAGCUGCAGGAACUUCCUCCAGGUGGGGAUGAGGCUCAACGGAAGCCAGGAGGAGGAGAGUCAGGACCUUAGCGGCGUUCGCAUCGAGCAACCGGACGGGAAGUACUUCCAGGGGGUCAGUGUCAGUAGCGGAGUGGAGGUGGAGCCUAACCAUACCUUCACGCUGCUGCUGAAGAGUCCAAAUCAACACUGCAAUCAGAGCAAGGAUCUCCACGUGUAUGAUAUCACAACCCCGGCCUUCAGUCUUUUCUGGCUGUCCCAUGAUACAGGUGCCGUUGCUAUGACGGCUCAGAUGUCCAUGCUGGCGCACUACCAGACAAGCUACCGCCCAACUUUCCGCAUGACAUCAGUGUCUGACCCCUACAUGAUCAGCUUGACUCACGACAGCCGUGGGGUGCGCUUCACAGAGAGUGGAGUGGUGAAGUUCGUCCUCCAGCAAGCGCUUUACUCCAUGGGCCACACCUGCAUUCGAGAGGGUUUCUCCCUGAUCGCAUAUUCUAGCCACAAUGGGACUGGUCAGGAGGAGAUGCGGGCGUUCAAGACGGGCGUCAACUACAGGGACACCUCCAUCACCCUCUCUGGUGCCGUGAGCGUGGACAGCGGUGACACCCUCGGCUUUGAGAUCACAUCCCCGUCCCAGUGCAACAUCCGAUACUUCGGGGACAGCACGGGCAUCAGCAUGUUGAGCCUCAUCUGGAUUCCUUCUGCUCUGUCCUCAGCCUUGACUGCUACCGUGUCCAAGACUGGUCUUCCCUUCGGCGCAGUCAGGAAUAAACCACUGUUGUUCCAGCAGAUCGGCCCAGACAAACCUCAGGUUCACCUGGCCAAGUCCGGGGAACCAAACAGCCGUAAGAACUUCAUAUUUCACGAGAAAGGGACGGUGAACAUAGCCCUCAACCUCAAGCUGAUUCACUCCUGUAAUAUAGUUAAACUUACUUUGCAGCGAGUGGGUGGUCAGGGCGGGCAGGCGGGUCCUGUGGCUCAGCAGGUGUCUGGAACUAUGCCUGAAGGGAGCGAGUGGGCCAGCAUAGGACUGAGAGCAUCGUUUCAGGUACAGAACGGUACAGCUCUUUAUGUCACUCUGGACUGUAUCCGUGGAAGAGUUAACCAGAUAACGCAUGAGGGCGGCACUAACAUUUCAAUCCUCUGGGUAGCGGUGUGAUCCAAGAAAAGACUGAGGCUUUGUCGUCAAUACCUUAUGAAAAAAAAAAAGACAAUUUUGCACAAUAUUGAAUUGCAGAGCAAAUUCAAAAUGAACCAAAUUGAAGAACAAUACUAGUUGAUGAAAAAUGUAGUGAUCUUAUCCACAUAUUCCAUCACAUUAUUGUUUUUAAUGUAUAUUUCUUCACCUUUUUAGACUUUUAUUGUGAAAUCUUUAGGUAAAACUUAAGUACUGCUUUUGCUUGAAGUACUUCGGCUGGUUGAGCAGUGACCAAUUCUACACCUAACGUAUGAAUGUGUGUGUGUCUGUGCUGUAUGUGUGAGUGUGCGGGCGCUGUAUAUGCAUGUGCAUUGGUGCUGAAGUAUGUUUGUUUGUGUGUAUGUAUACACAUUCUGGCAUGCCUACUUUUGCAUAUGUGUAUGACUCAUUUAAUAUGUAUAUCCUCCUAUUCCUGCAUAUAUAUUUAACAUAUACGGAUUAUAUCAUCGGAACUUUAAAGAAGUAGUUUGACAUUUUGGGAAAUACACUUUUCUGUUUUCCAGGUCCAUCCAUUAGCUGUUAGCUUCACUUAGCUUAGCCUAACACAACUUGAAAGAGGGAAAAUACAUAAUCAGGGUUAUCUGUCUAUGCGUCUAUCACCGUGUGGCACAAUCAGCAUGCAACCAGAGCAGCAGCAGCUACUUUAGUCUAUGUACAAUAGGUGCGUUCAGGUUUGGUAUUGAGUUGUAGGUCAACCAUAUUUUACAGCAUCCCAGUUAAAGAAUGAAUGUACGUAUUUAUUACCAGAAAUUGAAUGCAGUAUGUAAAACUAUGUUUUCUAAAGCAUAUCAUACCUUGCAAUGACAAACUGUUGUGUCUUUGUUAGCUUAGAGUUAGCCCUCUGUAUAUAUCCAGAUGGAAAAUGUCAUCCUCCACUGAGACCUCCAUGUUCCAACCUAAUGUUUCUACAGUAGCCCAGAAGGGACAAACCAAACACAGUCUACUGGGUUUUACAUUGACGUUGCAUCCAGGUUCAAGGGAAGGGUUUGAUUUGAUUGGUUGCAAUUCCCAACCCCUCCAUUAGAUGUCACUAAACCUUACACAGUGGGCCUUUAAAAUCUGAGGAAAAUAGACUUGAAGCAUACAAAUAUGUUUCAGAUGGAAAGUUGUGGUUAUGUGCAACAGCUAUUUUUUUUGGCUUUGACAAGAACUGUCUUGGUCACUGCCAAACAACAAACAAAUCCUCAGAGUGUAAGUGCUCAUAAAAUAGCCAAUGUACUCUUUUUUUUUUUUUUUUUUUUUACAGAUUUAAACAAACUAGAUUGAAUUUGUAAACUGGCGAGCUGAGAUGUGCUAAGCUGAAUGUUAUUUGUUUGUUUUUUUGUAACUACUGGACAGAGCCAAGGCAGCCGUUUCCCACUUUUCAAGUCUUUGUUUGUAGCUAAGUUAAGCUCUCUUCAUACAGACGUGAGAGUGUGAGCUCAGUCUUGUCAUCUAAAGUCCUGUCAAAACACAUUUCCCAAAAUGAUGUACUACUUUAACAUAAGAGAUCCUUAUUCAGCUAUAUAGUAACCUUUAAAUAAGCAGGAAUUUUGAUAUUUGAUGUUUUUGAUGAUAUUUAUUUUAUAAAACAGGACUUUUGUAUUUCAGUAUAGAAUACACGGGAAAAAAAGUGUAAAAAAAACGUAAUGAGCAGAUAAUGUCAGCAUUCAAAUACAAGAUUGCUUCUAUUUUAUUUGCACACAUAUAGUUCAGUAUUAUGCAAUGUGCAAAUAUCAUACUUUGUUAUUCUUUUGCCUAAAUGCUGUUUCGCUGUGAAGAGCUGCCCAUGCAUAUCGCUCCUAAUUGCCUCUGUGUGUGUUCUGUCCUCCGAACAAUUAGGCAUAAUUAAGUGUUUCAGAGGGUUGGCAGCAAAGCCAGCACUGAAAUUCUUCAGCUUCAUUCUCACUUCAUUGCGUUUAGUUGUUUUUUUUUCUUUUCUUUUCAUUUUUGGGUGCUGUUCAGGCUCCCUGCACUCUUCUCAUGGAACGUCAGUGUAUGUAUUCUUGUUCAACACCAAAUAAAAUAUACAUAUAUUUUGCCCAACAAAAA
Mugil cephalus (flathead mullet) is the source of this 5042-nucleotide messenger RNA. It is a transcript of the gene nell3, whose product is annotated as NELL (neural EGFL like) family member 3. NCBI's taxonomy places the organism in Eukaryota, Metazoa, Chordata, Actinopteri, Mugiliformes, Mugilidae. Gene Ontology annotation, molecular function: protein binding; calcium ion binding. The record is from RefSeq and is a predicted model, not a curated record. The transcript has 5 exons. The coding region runs from base 165 to 2972 and encodes 935 amino acids.